AUGGACCUCACGCCUAUACCAUUGCAACAAAAGAACGAUGUUGACGAACAAAAGAGUUCGGGUCCAGAUAUAGAUGAAUAUGAGCCUGAAGUUCCUGGACAGGGGUUUGACGAGAGUCAAGUGGCAUUCAAAGAGAAAAAGGAAAAUACCCUGACCUCAAGCAGCCCAACUGAUGAGCUUGGCCCUGAAACCACGGCAACACCAGCACCCGCUGAGUCAGAUGAAGAGUAUGACCCCGAAAGUAUCAACCCGUCGCCAGAGCCCGAGUCUCAGGCAUCAGCAUCACUAAAGCUGCCAGGAACACCUUCUGACGAUGACUACGAUCCAGAAAACGGCCCAGAGAUACCUCUAUCUGAAAAAUCUUCUGACAAAUCACCUGCUGUUUCAGAUGAGAAGGCUGUCAAUAAGCCAGUGCUUCCUGCGAAGCCUAAUUUGCCAUCAAAGCCAACGGCAUGUGCUCCAUCGGUUGCUAAAGACCCACAGGUUCAGCUCAAAGAGGCAUACGAGGCAAUCAUGAAGAGUGAUCUUGUGAAACGACCAGAAUUCAAGCAACUAUCACAAGAGGAACAAAUGAUGCUCAUUGAUCAACAGCUUAAGCAAAGAGGGAUCACUUUGCCCGAUAUCAAUACUCCUGCUGAUCCAGAUAUGAAUUAUGAUCAAGUGUAUUCAUACAACAAGCCCUCUGAAACCAAGAAGCUUAUCCCCUUGGUUCCUCAGAAUAAGUUCUGCAAAAGACCCAACAUAACACUUCCGAUGACACCAGAGGAGGAGAAAGCAUACCAGAAAUACUUACAGGCGGAAAAGAAAUACUCCGACAAGAAGCUUCUCGACCUGUUUCCCGAGAAUUCAAGACUAUUUAUUGGUAAUUUGUCCACGAAUACAUUAACAAAGCAGGAUAUUUUUAGAAUCUGCCGACCAUACGGUGAUGUUUUUCACAUCAUGCUCAAAGCGGGCUAUGGUUUUGUGCAAUUCGAAACGGCAGAGCAAUGUGCCGCUUGUAUAGAGGGUGAAUCAGGCGUACCCCUCCAUGGCAGAUACAUCAGGCUCGAUGCAUCCACCAGUCACAGAAAACUUGAUGAAGGUCAGGUUAGAUUUCGUGAAAGAACUUCUGAGAGAUCGCAUGAAGCAGCAAUGAAAAGAAGGGACUCACCCGAUUGCCAUAUUUUCAUUACCGCUGGCAGCGCUCAAAGUCUAAUUGAACAAACCAUUGAAGCCUUCGAAUCUGCCGGACUCUCGCUCAAGAUUGAGGAUAUUGGUGACCAAGACUUAUCUGAGGUCAUUCCCGAUGCUGCCUACUCUGGUGUGCUCGGCGCUUGUGUAGUAAAGGAAGAAAACGUUGAUAUACAAACGUUUCAAGAGACAGAAGAUGGAGGAAUAAGGUUCGAUGAAUACGUUGCGCUCACCCCCUCGGUAGCAGUCGAUCUAAUCAAGCAGAUGAUCCCUUCAAGUCAAACUGAUGAACCUAAUCAGAAGCGUUUCAAUACAAAUGAUGAAAGCAUUGAUUCAUGUGCUCAUGAAUCUGAACAAAGAAAGAAAAGACAGCGGCAGAAUGAUCGUCAGAAAGAUCAUCAUGAUCGAUAUGGUCGAAGGAAUACUAACACACAUACAUCUUCUCGAGGUGGCACCUCAUACGCUGGCUCGAGUGCCGCAACAUACGGGGUGCUGCCUACACCACCAGCGUAUUCUCCACAACCGCCUGCAAACGCAUUUCAACAACCACCGAACUUCCAAAGUUACCCACAACCCUAUCUCUCAUAUUCUCAAAAUUCUGCUCCUCAACCUGCGAUUGACCCUCAAGUUCUACAAAUUCUUCUGAGUCUUGAUGCUGCUACACUUCAGCAAGUCAUCCACUAUAUUAAACAACAGCAAGCCCUUGGUAGCUUGCAACAGGCUCCGCAGCAACCAAUCACUAGUGGCCCAUCAGGUGGCUAUGGGCAAUAUCCGAUGCCCCAGGCACCACCACCACCUCCCACAGUUCAACUGUCCAGUCAUUUGAACACCCUUCUCUCCCAGCUUCAAACUCCUCAACAACAACAUCAGAAUCAGAGCUUACCUUCGAAAAUUCAGUAUUCUCAACCAUCUCAACAGCCAACACAUCAACAGCCUGGGCAGUCCUCAAUGUUGAUGGAAAUGUUAUCGAGAUUUAGUAAGCAGUAA
Molecule: messenger RNA, 2157 nt
Organism: Candidozyma auris
Lineage: Eukaryota; Fungi; Ascomycota; Pichiomycetes; Serinales; Metschnikowiaceae
Gene: NAB3
Product: Nab3p
Exons: 1
Coding region: 1-2157 (718 amino acids)
Molecular function (GO): RNA binding
Source: RefSeq, a predicted model, not a curated record